Molecule: messenger RNA, 1348 nt
Organism: Antechinus flavipes (yellow-footed antechinus)
Lineage: Eukaryota; Metazoa; Chordata; Mammalia; Dasyuromorphia; Dasyuridae
Gene: PGPEP1L
Product: pyroglutamyl-peptidase I like
Exons: 6
Coding region: 232-831 (199 amino acids)
Biological process (GO): proteolysis
Cellular component (GO): cytosol
Molecular function (GO): pyroglutamyl-peptidase activity
Source: RefSeq, a predicted model, not a curated record
GGAUAAACUCCACCACGAACUCCGGACCACCCCCCACCCCCCUUUCUCCAGGCUAAGGACGGCGGGCUCCAAGUUUUGCUCGAGUGUGUGGACAGGAGCCAAGACCUUUUGGAAUGAAAUUUAAAGAAAAAAAAAAAGUUCCAGCACAGCCUUGGUGACACAAAUGCAAAAAUUUCAGUGCUCUUGUUUGGAGUGGAAAAAAGCAGAUUUUGCAUCCUGCAACUAAAUUUCAUGGAUUCCAACUCCAAUACCGUGGUUGUAACUGGUUUUGGGCCAUUUGGACGCCACCCUGUUAAUUCUAGCUGGGAAGCAGUGAAGGAACUCUCCAAUUUGGGUUUGGGCAAAGAUGUGGCAAUUAGGAUUCUGCAAUUGCCUGUGACUUACAAGAAAACAAAGGAGCAAGUCUCCAAAAUUUGGGAAACCCUUCAACCUCAAUUCAUUGUCCAUGUUGGAGUUGCUUCAUCUUCCAAAGCAAUCAUCCUAGAACAGUGUGGAAGAAACCGAGGUUAUAGAGAUGCAGAUAUUUGUGGUUUUUUACCAGAAGAUGGUGUCUGCCUGUCAGAUGGCCCAGACAUGAUUGAAUCUACUAUCAAUAUGAAAACAGUUUGCAAAAACAUCUCUGUCAAUGGAAUCCAGGUUCUCUUUUCCAGAGAUGCGGGAAGAUAUGUCUGCGAUUAUACCUACUAUUUGUCUCUGCAUUAUGGAAAUGGCUGUGCUGCUUUCAUUCAUGUCCCUCCAUUAUCCAAUUUGCUAACAGCCGACCUUCUAGGAAGAGCAUUGCAAAUCAUUAUCCAAGAGAUGUUAAAGCAGUUUGGAAAGGCCAGAAAAUAAAGCAUGACUUGCAGGAAAUUCAGAUAAUCACCGUGUUAUAUGCCAAGAGAACCAAAGGACGAAAGAAGUUUUCAAGAAAAAAAAAAUUGAAUGCUGAAAUCCUGCUAAGAGUUUGACUGCCCUUUUGAGAAUUUUUUUUUAAAUUGCUUGUAAAAUGGUGUUUACAGAGAAAAAUAAAUUAUGAAUUAACCCAAUAAAAUAGCAAGGGGUUAUAUUCCCGUAAGAAAAGGAUGAACACAGCAGAAGACAGAAUUUUUACAAGGGAUUAACAAGCUUCAAGUGCAAUUUCUCUUCUUAUAAUAAAAUAAGAUCCAAUUAAUUUCUUUUCUGAGAGUUUACAGAGUAUGCAAAACUGACCACAGAUGACUCCAAUGCAGUCUGCCUUUAUGAGAGCAAAGCCAAGCAGUGGUUAAAGAAUAUGUUCUUGAUUUGCCUCUGUGCUAACACCCAUUGUGAUACAUUUGAUGAAGUCGCUGUAUUUGUCAUUAAGAAAAUACACGAUUGCAAUUUCUAUUUU